Messenger RNA from Capsella rubella, 430 nucleotides. RefSeq lists its product as uncharacterized. The transcript has 2 exons. Lineage: Eukaryota; Viridiplantae; Streptophyta; Magnoliopsida; Brassicales; Brassicaceae. The record is from RefSeq and is a predicted model, not a curated record. Bases 27 to 281 code for a protein of 84 amino acids.
UAAAAAAAACCACAAAGAAGGAGAAGAUGGGUUCUAAGUCUCCAAGCAUUGCUGCACUUGUGUUAGCACUGCUUCUUAUACUUUUCACUCUUACCUCUCACGUUGAAGUCGUGGAAUCUUCUGGCCGCAAACUUGCGUGGGGGUUUUCGGGAACGCCUAUUGUGUACACACCACCAUCAAGGUCAUGUGGAACUUCCCCAGCAGUAUUCACUUCGAGUUGGAGAAGACCAUGUAGACUUCCUCCAGGAGGUGGUAUUAUUACUGCUGACAAAUCUCCUUAACUACGUGAUUUUGUGUCUCAGAACUUUGAUGUUCUAUGCAAUAAUAAAGUGUCGUAUGUGGUUGUCUGAUUUGGUUUCAUUUCUCAAGUGUACUAAGUAGGCUUUUUCACGUAUUAUGAAUGAUUCAAUAAACAUAAUGAACUAAUACU